CAAAACACCUCCAUGCGUACCGGGUCGGUCCACUGUGCAGCAGAAAAUAAACAAAUUUUGGAAAGAAUAAAACACUUAAACACAUUGUCGUAGUGCGGUUUAGGAUAAGUACGGUACAGUUGGUUUUUAUAGAUCACCCAUUUUCCCAACCCCGAUCAAACUUGUUUACGCAAUCAACUCUGCAGUGCAGUCGAAUAUUUAUUGUUCAAUAUGAUGAUCAGGAGGAUAAUAAGAGGCAUGUCUUACUCGCCUCGUGCCCUGUACUCCACGGCUACGGCCAAUGCACCGGUGACAGAGAAGUUCGAUGAGUUUCGCACGAUCGAGCAGAACCCAGCAAAGCACAGCCGCGCUGCAUUAAGCCGGUUCUACACCGUGCCGGUGGAAGUGCGAAAGCAAAUAUUUGCCCACGGCGGCCUACCGAAGAACUUUGAGAAGCAGGUUAAAACAUUCAACGAGUGUUGUCUGAUGGUGCGACAGCCGGCGGUGGAAAUUAUUGAACAUCUUCAGCGGACCAACUUCGAGCGGCCGGUAAACAGAUUCGUCUUGUACGGUGAGGAUGGUGCUGGAAAAUCGCUCACGCUAGCGCACUUGCUGCAUUACGGACACCAACAGCAGUACGUCUUAGUGCACGUUCCUUGGGUACCGAACUGGAUGAAGCGGGCUCGAGAAACGGCCAACUCGAGCACGAUCGACGGUGCCCUGGAUCUGCCACUGGAUGGAGCCGCAUGGCUGGUGCACUUCAAGAGCCAAAACGGUCCACUGCUAAACAAACUCGGGCUCACGGUGAGCCGCGAUUACGUGUGGACGAAGCGUGAAACGACUCCGUCUGGCGCGCCCCUGCUGGCACUAGUCGAGCACGGCAUUAGCCGGGCCAAAUUCGCCUGCGACGCUAUCGCAGCUCUACUGCACGAGCUCAAGCAGCACUCCUGCUCGGGCCGGGUGAAAACAAUGGUGCUAAUCGAUGGUUACAAUGCCUUUUUCCACCCGCACACUCGCAUACUUACGGAAAACAAAGUCCGCAUCACGCCGGACCGGAUCACGCUUACGCGACCCUUCCUGGACAUUACCCGCAACGACUGGACCAAUGGUGUGUGCGUGCUAGCGGUGGAUCGGCUUGCGCUAACGGAGGAGCGGAUGGCCUCCUGCCUGCCGAAAUAUCUGCUGUACAGGGAGGGCUUCGAGCAUCUUGAUCCGUUUGUGCCGAUCCGUGUCGACGGAUACAACGACAGCGAAUACCACAGCUGUAUUCAAUACUACCUGGAUCGGAAGUGGAUCCAGGCGGCCGAACCCGGUUUCGAGGUGGAGCUGAAGAUGCUGAGCUGCCAAAACCCGUACCAACUGAUGCAGCUAUGCUCAUCCCUGUAAAUCGCAAGAAAUUCUACUGCUGUAGUGCAUCUUUUUGCUUCCCUGGCAUAACGCUCAUUUCCGGACAUACCUACCUUCAUGCUCCUCUGUCGAUCAUCAACCGACCUACGUGCAUGGCCAUCCUAGAUCCCUUGACAUUUCCUUUACACUACGUAAUCAAGAUGCACCGCAGUAAUAGUGAUGAGGUUUAGCACCGCAGUGCUGGCGUGAUGAGGUUUUCACCAUAGUGUAUUUGUAAUGUUUUUUUUUUACUGCAUUUCAUAUAAUGUAUGUGCAUUGAUAUAUGUUUAAUGCAAACCAUUUUGCUAGUAAACCUUAGUUGUCAUUUUCGUUUGGGUUUGUAACGGAAGAAAUUUUCACCUAUGUCAACUAGAAAAAUAAUCUAAUGCAUCCGCAAACGCAAUAAAGAAUAAAGUAGCGUUGAA
Molecule: messenger RNA, 1790 nt
Organism: Anopheles coustani
Lineage: Eukaryota; Metazoa; Arthropoda; Insecta; Diptera; Culicidae
Gene: mRpS29
Product: small ribosomal subunit protein mS29
Exons: 2
Coding region: 211-1365 (384 amino acids)
Biological process (GO): apoptotic process
Cellular component (GO): mitochondrial ribosome; mitochondrial small ribosomal subunit
Molecular function (GO): structural constituent of ribosome
Source: RefSeq, a predicted model, not a curated record